AUGUCAUCGGAACACUCGUCAUCGGAAUCCGGUACGCCGCCACCUGGCCGACUGCGUCGAUGGUCGCCUCAACAUUCGGUCGCGUUGCCGGAAAAGUCGACGGCGCCGCCAACCGCCAGGCCAGUGACGCCCGGGCGCACAGACAACCACCGGCGGCGGCGCUGGAUGAUACUCAACGAAUUCAUUGCAUAUGAAAACCAGUACUUCACGGCGCUGCAAUUGCUGACCUACAAAUUCCACGACGAGCUGCUGAAGAACGAGAACGUGCUGCAGCGCUCGAAGGCGCGCGCAAUAUUCGCCUUCGUGCCGGAGCUGUGCGAGCUGCAUCGGCACUUCGAUGGCUGGAUGGAUCACGUAGUGCGGGGCUGGGACGAGCGUCCGAUGCUGGGCGGCCUGGUUGGCGCGAUGCUGGAGCAGCCGGGGCUGGUGCAGCUGUACCGUGCGUACGUCAACAACUUCCAGAGCGCCCGCACCGUGCUCAUGGCGGAGCUGGCCGGCAACGAGCUGUUCCAGGCCUUCGUGGACGCGACGCUGAUGCAGUCGGUCGAGAAGCUCAACAUCGAGGUGUUCCUGCUGAAGCCGGUGCUGCGUAUGACGCGCCUGAUACAGCACAUCCGCGAGAUGCUGGAGUGUACGCCGAACGCCCAUCCCGACCGCAAGCCGCUGGUGCGGUGCUUCGCGCGUGGCAGGCAGCUCGCCGACCAGCUGGACAACCUGCGCAAGUGGAACGAAGUGCUGGGCCUGCUGCAGACCACCGUGAGUAGCUGGGGAACUCCCGGAGCGCUGCUGCACUGCGAGGACCUCAUCGUCGAGCCGCAGGCCGAGGGCGAACCGAGCCCGGACGAGCAGCGGCUGAAGCGCCGGCGCGUGUACCUGUUGCGCGAUCGGGUAGUCAGCGUCAAGCUGCGCGAGUACUCGGACUCCGGUCAGCGGCUGCGCAAGCUGUUCCAGGAAAACAGUGCCGUCAGCUUGAAGUGGAUGGUCCCGCUCGAGGACGUCGACAUCUUCGUCGGCGGACAAACGUCCUACCAGCCGCCGACCAACGUCGACCGGUGCAACAAGAUGCUGCACCUGCGCAGCGACUACAACACCAUACAAAAGAUCCGGCUGCUCUCCACCCGCCUCAACCAUACCGUCGCCAACCUCGACCCGAUGCACCUGGAUACCGUCCUGCACAGCAUCGAAGUGGAGAUCCAGCAAAUGAACAACGAGGCGCAAGCCGGACCGCGACCGUCCAACCCCUGCUGGAUGCAGGUGCUGCCCAAGUUCGGCCGACCCGAGGUGGCCCGCCUCCGCGACUCGUCGUUCUGCCUGCGCAACACGGCCACGACGAGCGAAUGGCGGGUGAUGGCGCGCCUGGCCCAGCUGGCGCUGCAGCCGGAAAACACGUCCGGUUGGUGGAAGCAGGGCGUCACCCAGCACUUUGCCAUCACCGAUCCGCAGUUCGUCGGCCGGCGCUCGGUGGCCAGGGAUCUGCUGCACGCGGAGAUAAGCUGUGCGUGUUAUUAUGCGCCGAAUAUAGAGUCGCCACUGUACGCCCGGCUGCAGCUGCAGUCUUGGCUCCGGAACCGCAACACCCUGUGGGUCUGUUCGUCCCGGGGUGCCGAACCGGAGCAGAGCUGCGUGACGCUGUUCACGCACGACCUGCUCGACAACACCAUCACAGAGCGUACGAGCUUCUUGCUGGAGGGGGAGUACGUCGAGGACAUUGUGCACGUACCGGAGGGCACGGUCUGCAACGCCGACGAAGAUCGGCGCGAAAAGUCCAUCGACACGGUGUGGAUAGCGACGCGGACGCGCAUGCUCGUCUACUCCGCAGCCUAUCCGUUCAAUGACCAGCUGUUGGCGAAUGUGGAGCUGCACGGCGAACCGAAGCACAUCCUACACACCCCGGAAUCCGUCGCCGUUGGGCUGGCGAACGGUGAGAUGCUGGUGUUCCAGCUGGUAGACGGCAAGUGGGAUCUCCUCCAGCCUCUGGGGUUGUUCGUGUCGUGUCUCCCAAUCGACGCCAUUAUGGCCAUCGGAAGGGAUAUCUACGUGGCGUCCGGCACGGUCAUCACCGUGUUCUGCGGGGGAAGCCUCAUCCGCGAACCGCGCCAUCUUCAGGUGCAGCCCCUGAGCGACCGGUUCGGGAAACUACCUGCGAUCGACAUCCACCUGAUGGAACACUCGAUCCACGGGAUCUGGAUCGUGCGUCAGCGCUCGCACGUCGUGUCGCACUACCAUCCGGGGACGUUCAAGCACCUGCAGGACCUGGACGUCAGCGAUCCGGUGCUGCGGUUCGUGGCGGCCAAGCAGAACGCCGAGGAUCCCGAGGUACUUAUCGCACCCAUGCUGCAUAUCACCACAAUGCUGGCCACCAGGGACAUGCUGUUGGUUGGCACGAACGUCGGCAUAACCUUGAAGCUCUCCCUCCCGGCGUAUGCCAACCUGCCGGUCGUUGGUGGCGCCUGGAGCGUGUCCUACCAGGGCCAUCUGGAUAGCGUCAACCUGCUGCUCGCACUGGCCGCAUCUCCCAUUGUCGAAGCCGACACAGAACCGUACGGACCAUUCGACAUAUCGAUGUACCGACACUCGCGCCGAAUUUCGCAGGACCUCGAGAACGACCCGUACGCAAGCGCCAUUCCGAUGGGGCCAGUAGCGGUUGCACCUGGCGAGCAAGCCAAACCGGGGGAAACACGCAAGAACCUCUCCAAAACAAUCCUGUUCGUCACCGGAGGCCGAGGCUACCGUAGUUACAGCGGCGCGGGAAGGACCAGCAGCGUCGCUCCAGUCGGAAGCUACAACCACUGCGACACUUCCACCGACGGAUCGAACACUUCACUGGGCUGCACCGACUCCCAGAUCAUACUGUGGGAAAUGAAAAAGUGA
This is a messenger RNA of Anopheles coustani, 2871 nucleotides long. Its product is annotated as rho guanine nucleotide exchange factor 17-like. Gene Ontology annotation, biological process: positive regulation of stress fiber assembly; actin cytoskeleton organization. The coding region runs from base 1 to 2871 and encodes 956 amino acids. Gene Ontology annotation, molecular function: guanyl-nucleotide exchange factor activity. The transcript is spliced from 4 exons. The record is from RefSeq and is a predicted model, not a curated record. Lineage: Eukaryota; Metazoa; Arthropoda; Insecta; Diptera; Culicidae.